This is a messenger RNA of Fukomys damarensis (Damara mole-rat), 349 nucleotides long. Its product is annotated as cytochrome c oxidase subunit 8B, mitochondrial-like. The transcript has 2 exons. Gene Ontology annotation, biological process: mitochondrial electron transport, cytochrome c to oxygen. Gene Ontology annotation, cellular component: mitochondrion. The record is from RefSeq and is a predicted model, not a curated record. Lineage: Eukaryota; Metazoa; Chordata; Mammalia; Rodentia; Bathyergidae. The coding region runs from base 59 to 271 and encodes 70 amino acids.
GAAGCAAAGGACAUUCAGGGCACUCAGUAGGGACUCAGGAAGGAGCUCAGCUUGAGCCAUGCUGAAGUUGGCCUCCACCAUGCAGCUGCUCCAAGCCCCCCUGAGAUGCUGGGUCGUUUCCAAGGCCCACGUUUCUGCCAAGCCAGCCAGGACCCCCACAUCCCCUAUGGAGCAAGCAGUGGGGAUCUCAAUCAUGUUCAUCAGCUUCCUGAUUCCUGCAGGCUGGGUCUUGUCCCAUCUGGAGAGCUACAAGAAGAGUUCUGUAGCAUGAAGGCCCCACAGCCCCACAGGGGCACAGCCCUGAAAGAUCACAUUAAACCCCCUUCUACUUGCUGCUCUUGUUGAUUCU